CGGGGCGAAGCAGAGAACAGAGAACGCAGUGGAGAAACGCGUCUGCUGCGUGUCCGUGUCAUCGCUGUCGCACACAGUGGCGCGCGUCGUGUCGGUCGUCGCGUUGGGCCAUAGACGACCAUUGGUUCCAGGAUCAGAACAUUCAGAACAUCCUUUUUGGGCACAAUCGACAGGAAGAAAAUUCGUAUCUCCGUGACAUACGUAUUCCGUGCGGUUCCUCGUAACCAAAUAACUAAAAUCACUAUCUUUAGUUUUAUUUAUUUUUCUUCCAUGCUUACUUCCAAAAUUCCAUUUUUCUGUCUCAAAAUUACGAUGUGACGCGACACGCGUACGUGUGCGCGUGUCGCUCAUAUACACGUGUAUGUGCGUGUAUGUGUCCAGGAAUAUAGUUUUCUUGCCGAUUACAUUACAAGCGUGUUGCGAAAGUCUCACGAGAAGAAAACUCGACUUCGCGUGUGCGGUUUCGCUGUUCAGUGUCGAAAAUAAGUGACUGACGAAUUCUGCUAUUUGAAUUAAAGCAAGCGUUCGAAAAGCCGGUAUUUUGACGUUUAUAUUGCCGUAUUUUUUUUCCGGGAGUGAGAUUUUCCUUUUCGUUAAAAUUUUGUUGUAGUAUUUUUUGGUGCUCUUCAAUAAGUUUUGCUCUUGCAAACAGAGCUUCAUUUUUUCUCUAAGCUCCCUUGUCCGGGAAUCGUAAUUAUGCCCGCAAGUCGUGGAGGCAUGGUUGGCGGGGUAGUACCCGCCCACUACCUCCACGAGUUACCGGCCCAGGACGAGGAGCGGCUCUCGAAAAUAUUCCAGCAACUCGACCUCGACGGCAAUGGAAGAAUCGACGUUCACGAUCUUUCUAAAGCCCUACACGAGGUCGGCGUUCAUAAACGUUAUGCCGAGAAAUUCUUGGCACAGUCGGAUAAGAGUAAGAGCGGUGACAUCAGCCUUGCAGAAUUCAUACAUUAUGUACGGGAACACGAAAAGAAUCUCAGACUGCAAUUCUCAGAUCUUGACAAAAAUCGAGAUGGUAAAAUCGAUUUGGAGGAGCUGAUACGAGCUUUCAAGGAUUUGGGCAUAGAAAUGAGUAAGGAAGAGGCAAAAAAAUUACUCCAACGAAUGGAUCAAGAUGGCAGUCUCAACAUUAGUUUCAACGAAUGGCGAGAUUUUCUCUUGUACGCUCCUAGUACAAAUAUCCACGAGCUCAUUCUUUACUGGCGUCAUUCGACGUACAUGGACAUUGGGGAGGACAUGGGAGUGCCCGAUGAUUUCACAAACAGUGAAAUGGUAUCGGGGAUGUGGUGGCGGCAUUUACUCGCCGGUGGAAUCGCUGGUGCUGUUUCUCGCACGUGCACGGCACCAUUGGACAGAAUCAAAGUUUAUCUCCAGGUUCAUGGAACUCGUCAGUGCAACAUCACAAGUUGCUUCAGGUACAUGCUACGCGAAGGUGGAAUAAUGAGCCUCUGGCGUGGUAACGGUAUAAAUGUACUUAAAAUUGGCCCGGAAACGGCCUUGAAAUUUAUGGCCUACGAGCAAGUUAAAAGGGCCAUUAAAGGCACGGAUUCCCGCGAGCUCCGGAUAGACGAGAGAUUUAUCGCGGGAUCUCUUGCCGGUGGCAUCAGUCAAUCGGCCAUCUAUCCCCUGGAGGUACUGAAAACACGAUUGGCGUUACGUAAAACGGGAGAAUUUACGGGUAUUUUAGACGCUGCUGCAAAGAUUUACAAUCAGGGAGGUCUUAAGAAUUUUUAUCGAGGCUACAUUCCUAAUCUCAUUGGAAUUCUUCCUUAUGCUGGUAUCGAUUUGGCUGUGUACGAGACGCUGAAGAAUAGAUAUUUACGUUCGCAUACGGAAAACGAGCAACCGGCAUUUUGGGUGCUUUUGUUGUGUGGAACAGCAUCGAGCACAGCGGGCCAAGUGUGCUCGUAUCCAUUAGCUCUAGUCAGAACGCGAUUGCAGGCUCAAAUAUCCCCCGGUAAACUGCCCAAUACGAUGGUCGGUGUUUUUCAGGAUAUAUUGCACAGGGAAGGAAUCCGAGGCUUGUAUCGAGGCUUAACACCUAAUUUCCUAAAGGUUGCGCCAGCCGUGUCGAUAAGUUACGUAGUAUACGAGCACUUCCGACAAGCGUUAGGAGUCAACAUGACGUGAUGAAAAUAUCGACUAGGAAAAAAAGCAAUUAAUUUAAUUAAAUUAUUAUUGUAAACCAUAUUGGAUAAGAAGUUAUGAAAAUUGCGAGCCUAAACGAAUAAACGAAAAAGAAUAAGAGAAACGAGAAAAAAGACGAGAAACGCGAGGGUGAAUCUCGUUUUUUUUUUUACGUUUCUUUUAUAUUUUCCGUUUUUUCGAAGCCACUAUGGUAAAUGCAAUUUUUAUUUAUUGCUGAGCUUUCUACGCUCCGAAUACUUAAAAGAGCAUCGCUAUUUAUCCGCUAAACUGAGGAGAGAGCUAGACCCAAAAAAGCCUUCGGGAUUCAUGGAGCUCCGAUUGACGAAGCUUCAAGGAAACACAGAACAAAAUUGGGGAAAAAUUUAAGGAGUUUCUUAAUUCACGAUUUAAUAUUAGGAAGUAAUGGAACGAGUCCCGGGACGCCUUGACUGAAUAUGCGACUGAUCGUAGUCAACGAAAAAAUAUUGAUUUACUCCUUAAAUAGAGACUAACAAAAUGUUUCAUACAUGAAAGUACUAGAGGAGUGUGUAUCAAAACGAUGAAAUCAGGCAAGGCCAGAGGGGCAUGUUUUACAUACUUACACUGUGAUAAGUAUGAUUGUAAGGUUUUUUUUGUGUUGAAACGAUUUUCGAGACGGACGUUUUUUGUGCGACUUUUUCCGCCCGUUUUUAUUAGAAAUUUUUCUAUCAAAUUUUCUUCUUUAAACAUGUAUAUAUUCAGUGUUGAAUCAACGAUGAAACGUCACUAUCAGUAUAUUUAUUGAUCAAUGCAGCUAGAUACGAAAAACGAAUGAAAAAAAUAUCAAACAUCAGGAAUAUAAAUCAAAUUGUACUGAUUUGGAAUUUUUUGGUUGAAAAGUAAGACACACGUCCUCAUAAUUUUUUCGAUUAAUGAUCCUGUGUUUCUCAAGCUUCGUCGUGUUAACUCCCGUCGUUUCGACGACGAAACAAAUACAGUCAAAAAAAGAGAGAGGAAGAAUCGAAAGCGUUUGAAACUUCAUUCCCAAUCUAUGGAUUGCAAAAAUCUGUGGACGCACGGACUUUUGUAUUGUAUUAAAAAAAAAAAAAAGUAUCCAAUUCGACCGUAGGAAAAAUAAUUUAUAAAGUGCAUGGUCCUGUUUAGUAAAAUGAUAAUGUGCGAUCGAGUCAAAUUGGUACUGAAUGAAAAGGGGGAAAACAAAAAUGAUCGAGUAAAAGGAAUCAAUUAUUGUCGAAACAUAAAAAAUAUAUUUAUAUUUUCCUUCUCUUUCAAUAUUCACUCCAAUUGGACUCGGAAGAAUUUUUUACGCGAGUCUAAUACGUUUAUAUACUACAAAAGAUAUUUUUAAACUGUAUAGGACUGAUAAAACAUGACUACCGAUGGAGAAAAGAAAGAAACGCUUUGACAACCAGUGAAUUUCUUUUUUUUUCAUGCCGCGCCCAUGAAUGAAUGAGUAGAUUUAAUUUGUGAAUGAGUUUAAUUUAUUGCGAUGAUAUAGACAAUAUUUUUUUUCAUCGGGACUAAUCUAUUAUUUUUUCUCGAUGCUGGAUUUAGAGAGGAAAUUUUUUGUUGUUUGCUACGAAUCAGUAAUGAGAAAUGGUAAUGUUUAAACAGAGUUUCUCUGCAAAGCAGAACGUACUUCAAUGUUUUUAUGAUAAUAAAAUUGAAUCUAUUGUACGGGUGAGAAGGAUUUUUCGAAAAAAUCCAUCCGAAUGCAAUAAUUACCGUAUCUUCUCUCUUUCUCUCUCCGUCUCGUUUUGCCACCUAUCUGUGCUUAUCGAUUCAUCCUCGUCCCUCAACGAUCCCAAUUUACUUGCAAUGGGAUGUAAAAUCAUUCUUCGUCAUACAGCGAUAAUCUAUUUUUAUUUUCCCACGUUCGUAAAUUCUGAAAAAUGCUUGAUAAUUCGUAUAACUUAUUGUUCUAUUUUUAUUCUGUAUUCAAAUAGUGUCUGUGAUUUCUAGAAAUAAGGACAAAUUGCAAUGAUUGGGAAACUUAGUCGAUUUCCAUACAGAAUUUAAUCUUUCUAAUCAAUAAUAUCUCAUCUCCCGAUUAUCUAUGUUUUUUUUUGUCAAAAGAGCUGCAUGUUCUCCCAAUUUAGCGGCUCAAGAUCAUAAAUUAGCGCUAUCCCUCCAAUUUCGACUUGAAAUUAUAAUCAUUAACUUGGAAAUUUAACAAACUUAUUCAAAUGUGUAAAUACAUUCCGUGAUCGUGAAAAACUGUAUUCUCCAUUUCCCGGAUCCAAUAAAAAAACAUUUCAAUAUUCAAACAUCAA
Venturia canescens is the source of this 4400-nucleotide messenger RNA. It is a transcript of the gene SCaMC, whose product is annotated as Short Calcium-binding Mitochondrial Carrier. The transcript has 9 exons. The record is from RefSeq and is a predicted model, not a curated record. Gene Ontology annotation, biological process: ADP transport; ATP transport; transmembrane transport. The coding region runs from base 697 to 2130 and encodes 477 amino acids. Gene Ontology annotation, cellular component: mitochondrial inner membrane. Lineage: Eukaryota; Metazoa; Arthropoda; Insecta; Hymenoptera; Ichneumonidae. Gene Ontology annotation, molecular function: ATP transmembrane transporter activity; calcium ion binding.